Messenger RNA from Fusarium coffeatum, 1125 nucleotides. RefSeq lists its product as uncharacterized. The transcript has 4 exons. Gene Ontology annotation, cellular component: nucleus; cytoplasm. Bases 1 to 1125 code for a protein of 374 amino acids. Lineage: Eukaryota; Fungi; Ascomycota; Sordariomycetes; Hypocreales; Nectriaceae. Gene Ontology annotation, biological process: protein phosphorylation. The record is from RefSeq and is a predicted model, not a curated record. Gene Ontology annotation, molecular function: ATP binding; cyclin-dependent protein serine/threonine kinase activity.
AUGGCACUCCCAGAAUGGAAAGCAGCUCUUACCAUGUCUCAGCGCUAUGAGACAAUCCAAAAGAUCCAAGACUCCCUCUCUGCCUCCAGCAUGAGUGAGGCUAUCGCCAUUGAACAGGCCGCCUACCAAAUCUCUUCUACUCAGGAAGAGUAUAAUCUCGCCUGUCAACCGACCACAACUCCAACACCCCAGCGCUCUCAAGAAGAAAAGGAUCUUGAGCAGGAAGCCGAUUCUGGUCUUCGCAUUGGCUCUUAUAAAAACUGUCGCCCUGUAUCGGAUGGUGUCACCUCAGAAGUGUAUCGAUCAGGCGAUAAGGCCCUCAAAGUUAUUGUCACGUACCAAGACAUUGAACCUCACAACCCUCAGCGCGAAGCCAAGAUUUUGAAGACCCUGCGGUCGCCUUGUAUCCCCCUUCUCGAGACUUUCCGGGAUCAGGAGCAGCGAUUCGUUCUUGUCUUUCCAUACAUGCCGUAUACGGUAGCCGACGUUCUCGCCCAAGGACCUUUACCGCUGGACUCCGUACGUUCGAUCUUUCGAGACAUCCUCCAAGGCCUAAAGGACAUUCACGCGCAAGGUAUCAUACACCGAGACAUCAAACCUUCAGCCAUUCUUCUCUCCUCUCCCACUGGCCCAGCAUACCUCUCCGACUUUGGCACAGCGUGGCAUCCUGAGCUAUCAACCCACUCAGAACCAGCCGACGAUAAAAUCCUAGAUAUCGGAACGGGUCCUUACCGCGCGAUAGAUGUCCUCUUUGGCCACAAAUCCUACGGACCAGAGGUCGACAUGUGGGGAUUAGGGGUCAUGCUCUCAGAGGUCCUUCGUGAUCCUCCUACACCAAUCUUCGAGUCCCGCGCCGUCCACGAAGACGGAAACCAGCUCGGCCUCAUUCUUAGCGUCUUCAAAACCCUCGGUACACCUACCCCCGAGACAUGGCCUGAGGCAAAGAAGUUCAAGGUUGCCCCCUUUGAGCUCUGGACAGUCUUCUCUGGCCAGAGCUGGGAGGAGCUUCUCCCCGGCGUGCAACCGGAGUUAAUAGAUCUCGUGUCGUCGCUUGUGCGUUAUGAUAGCCAACGACUGACAUCUGCGCAGGCUCUUGAACACAAAGCUCUGGCUGUGGAGCCAUAA